Molecule: messenger RNA, 900 nt
Organism: Mucor mucedo
Lineage: Eukaryota; Fungi; Mucoromycota; Mucoromycetes; Mucorales; Mucoraceae
Exons: 6
Coding region: 33-602 (189 amino acids)
Source: RefSeq, a predicted model, not a curated record
AAUCUUUUUUUAUUUAUAUAUUGCCAAACACUAUGGAAAGUUCAACAAACCAGGUAGCCAUCUAUAAAGGUCUCAGUGUACUUGCCAUAUUCGGCUUAAUACUGAGCUUGAUCGGUGACUUUCUCUUAUCAUUAUACUGGGCUUCAAUUGUCAGUGCAAUCUUCAAAAUUUUCCUUGUUGCUUCUCUCUUUCUUCUCGAGUUCAGGCAAUCACCUGCUUCGGUAAAACCAUUCUCGUUCAUGUUUUACUUCCUGGGUCGUGGUGUAUUUUACAUAAUUGUUUCGUGGGCUGGCGGUGCUAUCAUCAUCGUGGUCGGUGCGGUGUUUGUUGGUCUCCACUUUGCAAAUAAUGGACAAGAGCCUGAAUACAUGUCGUUUAAGAGAUUUCAACGUCUCACCAGCGGUCUCUCUCAUGAAUUGCCUAUCACUCAGCAAUACCCUGUAGCACAUCAAGUCCCUCUUUCUCAACAUAACGCUCAUAACAAUGGAUCUUUCCCACCAACUGCUGGCCAAUACAGUAAUACCCAAACCAACACACACGUUCCACCUCCUACUUCACCCUUACCCGUACACAUCAGUAACGAAGAAAAGACGGAAAUCUAAAAAUAUUAAGGAUACAAUGACAUGAUACUUGUUUGUAGUCCAGCCACAUUUUCCUAUAAUUUAUCUAAUUACUACGCCACCCCUCUUACAGUAUUUACACUAUAAAUUCAGACAAAUUAGAAUUAAUUUCGGACAGAUGCAAAAAUAAAUUCAGACCAAUAAAAAAAAAGUUCAGACUAUUGAGCUUUUUUUUUCGGACGAAUAGAAAAUUAUUGUUCAGAUAAUUUUACCUGCAUGAAAUUACCAAAGCGAUAACUUUGGCGGAAAAUUACUGAGUUUGUUCGUUUUUACGAGAAAA